Ornithodoros turicata is the source of this 5760-nucleotide messenger RNA. Its product is annotated as cell adhesion molecule Dscam1-like. The coding region runs from base 650 to 5455 and encodes 1601 amino acids. The record is from RefSeq and is a predicted model, not a curated record. Gene Ontology annotation, cellular component: axon; plasma membrane. Lineage: Eukaryota; Metazoa; Arthropoda; Arachnida; Ixodida; Argasidae. Gene Ontology annotation, biological process: axon guidance; homophilic cell-cell adhesion; dendrite self-avoidance. The transcript has 26 exons. Gene Ontology annotation, molecular function: cell-cell adhesion mediator activity.
AAGCACGGCCAGCAACUAGCGCCUCGGGCUCUCUCGAGUCGAGCAACGGCAGUUCCGAGGAUGAGUGCAUAGAGGAGAGCGCCUGUGCCGCGAGACUUUGAGAAGCUGCUUUCGCUACCGUGAAGUUUUUCGCGUGUGAUUCCGUAUGCGGGACAUGAUACGCUGCAGGAUUAUACGGCGUGGUCACAUUUAAGUUGUGAAGCUGAGUGCUUGAACUAUGAAGAUUGCUCAACGUUUUGUGGUACCACAAGUGCAGUUCUGUAAGCGCUCUCAGGCCCGACUGGAACAUGCCUGGUUCCCAAGCUCAACACCCAGAUGAAAUCCCGCGUGCGCGUCACGCCCGCGGCUUCUAAAAACCGUGCAGUAGAAUAGUUGUACAAUCAAGGUAACUUUGUCAGAGCAUAUAUUUUAGGCUUGGCGUCACGGGACAUAAUUUGAACACGGAAAGAUGAGCCCGCCUCAACGUAUCAUCGACUGCAUUUGUCGGAAAGUCGGAAAGUGAAGUGCUUUACGAUGUGUUUCAAGGAAAGGCCUCAACGACAGUAGAGCAUGGCCUAUGUGGAUUCAAGGAACAGGGAAACAGUUUGAGAGGAGGAUCACGUGAUCGCCACAGUGACGUUUGCAAACUUCUGUCGUCAAACAGUGCUCAAUGGUUCACUUCGCGUGUUGGUUCUGGCUAGACCUUUUCACAGCUGGGAUCCUCCUGGCUGUGGGAUCGGCGCAAAGCGAGAAACAAGGUCCGCGCUUCGAGCGAGAGCCUCCGGGGUUGGUGGAGUUCUCGAACAGCAAAGAGGGCACGAUACCUUGCCAGGCAUCGGGGAGACCUCCGCCUACUGUGCGGUGGGUUCGUGCGGCCGACGGAGCCCCUGUAACGGAAGUGCCCGGGAUUCGUUACCUGAGACCGGACGGAACCCUCGUCUUCCCCAAGUUUGCUCCAAAGGACUUUCGCCCCGACGUUCACGCCACGCUGUAUCGCUGUGUGGCUUCGAACGUGGCCGGGGUUAUUGCAAGCCGGGACGUACGAGCAAGAGCGGUGAUAUCGCAGCCGUUCGAAGUGCGUGCGUACGACGAGUUUGUCACAAGAGGGAACGGUGUUGUCUUUCGAUGUCACCUGCCAUCCUUCGCAAAAGAUGUUCUUACAGUGGCCGGAUGGGUGAGGGAUGAUGGACUGCUCAUACAUUCUUCCAUCACAGAAGGAGCCAAAUACGGAGUGUUUCCAACGGGCGAACUGUUCAUCCGGGAAACGGACCAGCAGGAUUCCUAUCGCAAAUAUCGUUGCCAAACUCGUCACCGCCUCACUGGAGCUGUGACGCUAAGCGUUACAGCAGGAGACCUCGUCCUCACCGAACCACACAAUGUCAUCCCACCCCGGAUUUCUCAUCGCUUGUCGGAAGUGUCAGCCGUGGAACACACGGAAGCGGUGCUGCCCUGCGUGGCUCAGGGCUAUCCACUGCCCUCGUACGAGUGGCUGCGGCGAGAUACCUCAACGGGACGUGCUGUACCGGUAGCGCUGGGUGCACGUAUCACGUUCGUUGGAGGGAGCCUCGUCUUUCGGUCAGUCGUGGCCGAAGACGCCGGCAAAUAUUAUUGCGUCGUCAACAACACCGCAAGGCAGGAGAGAGCGGAAACCGACCUCAUCGUCAGUGCUCCCCUGAGGGUGAUGAUAGUGCCCUCCCGUGCAUCGGUGUCCGUCGGUCACACACUUCGACUGAACUGCAGCUACCACGGAUUUCCUGUCCGCGAAGUGGUGUGGAUGAAGGAUACGCGGCCAAUCUACACCAACGAGAGGAUCAGAAUAAUAUACAACGAACUCCUAGUCAUCAACUCAAUCAAACGAGAGGACGGAGGAAUGUAUCAAUGUUUCGUUAGGAACCAGUUCGAAACGGCUCAGGAUGCUGCAGAAGUUGUUCUCAAUGAUGAACAACCUGUAUUAGAGAACAUCUUUUCGGAGUCCGUCUACAAACCCGGAGGGUCGGUGAGCCUUCGUUGCACGGCUACGGGGAAUCCCCUUCCUCAAGUAACGUGGGAUUUAGACGGACGCCAUCUACCGGAGACAAUUCGCUACCGCGUCGGAGACUACGUCACGCGCGACAAUCGGGUCGUCAGUUACGUGAACAUCAGCAGCGUGCGACCCGAGGAUGGAGGCCUGUACCGCUGCAGAGCUUCCAACGACGUUGGGUCCGUCGCUCAUUCUGCAAGAAUCAACGUCUACGGCCCGCCAAACAUCAGGCACAUGAACAACGUGACGGCACUCUCUGGGGGUACACUGGUGGUGCACUGUCCUGUGUGGGGGUACCCCAUUACUGGUAUCCGCUGGGAGAAGGACGGGCGGACACUUCCUGGAGGUCAUCGUCAAGUGGUGCAUCCCAACGGCACCCUAGUGGUGACCGAGGUCAACCGCAAAGCGGAUGAAGGCACUUACCAAUGCGUGGUGGGGAACGAGCGAGGAGACGUAGCGAGGAAAACUCUUCACGUCCACGUUAUGGUGGGACCAAAAGUGAACCCGUUCAAGUUUCCCAGCGACUUGGAAGAAGGUAUGCGCAGUGUGGUGGUGUGUGUCGUCAUCGACGGCGACCAGCCCGUGUCCAUCGCGUGGCUGAAAGACGGACGGCCGCUAUCCCAGGGUCUGGGAGCCACCAGCGAAAUGUUGAAUGCCUUCACUUCGUCGUUGACGUUCCAUUCCGUGGGGCCACAGCACAGCGGGAACUACACCUGCGUCGCCAGGAAUCCCGCGGCGGCGGUGAACCGAUCGGCUACCAUGACAGUUAAAGUUCCGCCAUAUUGGAAGAAACAGCCAUCCGACAAAUCGAGCAUUUUGGGCGACAGUGUCGCGAUCGACUGCCAAGCUGACGGGGUUCCCCAGCCACAGAUACGAUGGAAGAAGAUGCUUCCUGGACCACCGACGGAGUCGAGGACCAUCAUCAGCAACCCUCAUAUUCAGAUCUUGGAGAAUGGUUCACUGGUGAUACGAGAAGUUGAAUUAAACGACGCUGGGGAAUACAUGUGCCAAGCAAGCAACAACGUCAAGCCUAGUCUGAGCGAGGUCAUCAAGCUGCUCGUGCACGUACCUGCUUAUUUCAAGACGCAGUUCAGCUCCCAGAAUGUGCGGAAAGGUGAUGACGUCAACGUUCGAUGUGAGGCGUACGGAGAAAAACCCAUUAACAUCACCUGGACGAAGGACAGACAAGUGCUCAACUUACAGAACGAUAAUAGGUAUACGGAGACGACGACGACAAGCGCUGACCGGGUCGUGUCGGAAGUUCACAUAAAGUCGGCCGACCGGAGAGAUUCAUCCUUGUUCACUUGCAUGGCAUCCAAUGCUUACGGAAGGGACGAAACCAACUUCCAGGUUGUUGUACAAGAGAAGCCGGACAGCCCACGUAAUCUGAACGUCAAAGAAGUGACCAGUCAGAGUGUAGCCCUCACGUGGAUAUCGCCGUACAGCGGAAAUUUGCCCAUCACUGCUUACAGUGUGCAGUACAAGAAAGACUCAGAACAGUGGACUCCGGAUGUGACUGCAACCCGGAAUUCACCCAACGAUAUGUCCGCAGUCAUUCGCAACUUACAUCCUGUUACCACGUACAACUUUCGCGUUGUAGCCGAAAAUAGCCUGGGCUACGGAAAUCCCAGCGAAGUAGUGAGUGUCAUCACGAAGGAAGAAGCUCCAAGCGAUCCACCAACAGGCAUUCAGAUCGAGCCCACAAGUUCACGGUCUAUGAAGAUCAAGUGGAAAGCUCCGCCAUCGGAACAACGGCGUAGUCCAGUCAAGGGAUACUACUUGGGCUACAAGGUACAUCGCUCCGGAGAGCAGUUCGUCUACAAGACGCUCGAAAGUUCCAGGAACGGCGACGUCGAAGAAUUCCACCUGAGCAACCUUCGUCGUAACACGGAAUAUUCCAUACGACUGCAAGCUUUCAACAAUGCGGGGUCUGGACCUGCAAGCGAGGAAAUCGUAGCGAAAACGUUGGAACACGAUCCGCCAAGCCCUCCAACGAUACGAGUACAAUCGACAACAGCAUCGUCCGUUCAUCUGAUGUGGGAACCGCCAGACAUUCCAGUUAAUGGGUAUGUAUUGCACUACAAAGAAGAACAAAACGACUGGGUGAAACAACACGUGCCAGGGACUCAGCAGAGCAUUGUCUUGGAGCAGUUGCGCUGCGGCACGCGAUAUCAGCUCUACAUGGAAGCCUUUAACGACGCUGGAAAAGGAGACCCCAGCCAGGUCGUAUCUGUCAAAACAGAGGGAACUGCUCCAGUAGCUCCUGACAAAAGUUCCUUCCUGGUGAUCAAUUCAACGUUCGUCCUGCUCCACUUGGGAGCGUGGUACAGCGGUGGCUGUCACAUCACUUUCUUCGUGGCCCAGUACAAGCCCAAAGGCGAAUCAGAAUGGACGCUCAUCUCGAACCACGUUCAACCUCAAACAGAGACGUUACUCGUUCCCCAACUGACACCCGGCACGUGGUACAACCUGCUCAUGACUGCUCACAAUGAUGCUGGGUCGACAGACGCGCAGUUCGACUUCGCAACUUACACAGAGACUGGGGGAACAGUGCCUCCCAUGGUAUCGGUAAAUGGAGAAGACCGACGCUUCUACCGCCACCUGGGGAUUGUGGUUCCUGUGGCCUGUUCCACCGUCAUUGUGGUCAUGGUGUGCGUCGUCGUUGGAUUCCUCUACAGCCGAACCUGUUGCCGCGGCCGUUCCCGUAUCAUCUACGAAACUACAGGGGAAGACGACAGGAAUGGUACCAGUAAGAACGUUUCCCGCGACAUGCUGGACAUGGUUGUGCUAAACAAGAAACUCCGCUCGUCCUUCGACGAUUCCGGAGUGGGCAAAGUCACGGCCUACUACCCGUCACCGCCGGCAAAUGGGUCGACUAUGCAACAGCAACGUCAGUCAGCAUCAGCGUUCGACGACGCCGGCAACACGAGUGACUGCGAUAGCGUGCCGUCGAACAGUGGCGACACGCAUCAAAGACACCACACAUACGAUGUGCCUUUCCAUGUGCGAAGGCCUCCAAGUGAAGAGGAGACCUACUCUAAAGUGAAGCGGGUGAUUCCAACCCCAGUUCCAGCAACAAACGUGUAUCAAGUGCCGCAGGUUUGUGACCCAGGGAGGAAAACCCUGGAGCGCCGUCGGAGUGGCGGCAUGGGGCGGUCGGAACGAGACCCAAUCUACGGGUCUCCGUGGGCGCACAGGUUUCCCCCGCCCGCCGACUACAGGAUGCCCAGGACGUCCAGUCGACAGCUUUAUAACAGCGGAGGAGGUGGUGACGACAGCGACUCGGAUCGGUCGCUACAGAGAGGAAUCCGAGCCCAAGCGGACGACGAUGAUCUGCACGAGGUCUCGGAGGCUGAGUGUGACCGAGAAAUUAACAAGUACGCCUUCCUGAAAGGCGACGCUGGGCUCCGCGUCCUGAUGCCACCAGUCACCGCUCGGGAAACGUCAUAUCUGUGAUCAUCCGUCCUCUAGUGCCCCCAAGGACUUUGAGCAUCUGUCACAGACUAUGAGAUAGUGCGUCUGGCCCCGGAUGUAUCAACAUCAGCGUGGGAAUCGCACGCCCUCUAAUGGUGCCCAAUAGACUCAUGUAUCAUGCGACGCGGGAAGAGGGUUAUGCUACUGCGAGCUGUGUUUGUGAUUUCUGCCCAUGCGUUUUCGGCAAGGACGGAACCGGGACAAUUUGAACAAGAUGUCGUCAAUCAAAUAAUGGGAAACGUUACUAUUCUGCGUUUAAGAAGAAAAUAAAAGAGUUUUUGAUGUUA